AUGUCUUCCCUGACAGCCACCACCAUUGGGCAUGGGAGCUGGAAGCUCUUGAGCCAGGUGGAACACCCAGUGACACAGCGUGCCAUCCUUGGAGAAACUAUAAGCAAAGAUCCCGCCCUCUGUGCUCUCGGUGAAGAAGACGCCAUUAAUAAUGUUGUGGUGUGCAGAGAGCACAACUGCAUUGCUUUGGAGCGUAAAAAUCCUCACCGCGAAGUCCUUGCAGCUGCAGAUGACCCAAUUGCCGUCGGGGCUCCAAUCGAGGCAAGCGAUCGUGUCGUGGCUGCUGGAGAAAGUGUGGAGUACCAUGAACUCCUUGAGGCACCCGACCGUCCUCCAUACCUGGAUGGGACGCGCAAUGCAAGCUUCGCCCCAAACCUGGAACGAGGAACGAGGCUACUUAUUGAUGGACGUACAUGCUUGUUACAGAACGAUCAUGAUCCGUCGCGACUGAUAGCGGAGACCCCGUGCAAGCUAAUGCGCUUUCUAGUGGCGGACGGUAGCCAUGUUGACACCGACACACCCUACGCCGAGGUGGAAGUUAUGAAAAUGUGCAUGCCUCUUCUUUCACCGGCUUCCGGCACAAUCCACUUCAAGCAUUUGGAAGCACAAGCAAUGGUGGCCGGCGAUUUGAUUGCGGUGCUCGACUUGGAUGAUCCUUCUGCUGUGAGAAAAGCAGUUCCAUUUUCGGAAGGAUUUCCGGCACUUGGAACUCCAAUACCGGUCCCUGGAAAGGUUCAUCAUCGCUGUGCCUUGAUCAUUAAUGCCUCGAACAUGAUACUCGCCGGUUACGAACACAACGUGGACGAGGUUGUGCAGACUCUUCUCAGUUGCUUGGACGAUCCUCAGCUGCCCGUUCUUCAGUGGCAAGAAUGCAUUGCAGUACUCGCAAGCCGAAUCCCGACCAACUUGAAAGCUCGGCUGGAUCUGAAGCUGAAAGAGUACGAAGCCUCGUCUGGUAGCGAGCGAGGAGCUGCAGACUUUCCUGCCAAGGGAGUGCGGGAAGUUUUAGAGGAAUUCCUUGCCUCUGCAACCGAUCAAGACAGGGCGACACAAGAAAGGCUUGUGGAGCCCUUGUUAACGCUAGCCAAGUCAUACGAGGGGGGGCGCCGGGGUCACGCCUGCAGCAUCGUAAAAGCACUCUUUGAGGAGUAUUUGCUCGUCGAGGAGCAUUUCAGCCAAGGCACCGGUACACAGGCGGACGUCAUCGAAAGCCUUCGACACGUCCACAAGAAAGACCUCUGGAAGGUUGUCGAUAUUGUGCUCUCUCACCAGGGUAUCAAGACUAAGAACGCCUUAAUGUUACGCCUUAUCGAAGCUCUCGUGUAUCCUAACCCCUCCGCAUACAGAGACCAACUUGUGCGUUUGGCGGCCUUGAGUGACUCAAACUACACGGAGCUGGCGGUAAAGUCGAGCCUUCUUCUGGAACAAUCUAAGUUGAGCGGAAUUCGAGCAGAUAUUGCGCGAAGUCUAUCAGAGCUGGGAAUGUUUACGGAGGACGAAAACGGCUCAAAGCGAUCUGGCAAGAGUGCUAUCGACGAGUGAAUGGAAUACUGGGUUGACGCACCGGUUGCUGUGGAAGAUGCUCUUGUGGCGUUGUUUGAUCACGGUGACCAUGGCGAUCACACGUUGCAAAGGCGCGUUAUCGAGACUUACAUCCGAAGGCUGUAUCAGCCAUAUCUAGUGAAAGGUUCAGUCCGGAUGCAAUGGCAGCGCUCGGCAAUGCUAGCCUCGUGGCAAUUCUACGAGGAAGGGCCUCUCCGGGUGGCAACAGCGGCAGAAGAAAGUGAACCAGUCAAAUGGCGCGGGGCCAUGGCGGUCCUCUCGUCCUUGAACACACUCUCGUCUACUGUUCGGACUGCGCUUGAAGAGUGGUUUGGUGUCACGCAGGAGACCAAGGACUCUAACCAUACCCGCCUUGGCAACGUGCUCCAUAUUGCUCUCGUCGGGAGGAAGAACCAGCUGAGUGCUCAUCAAGACAGUGGUGAUGAGGGCCAGACGCAAGAAAGAGUCGAGAAGCUCGCCAAGGGACUCAAGGGUGAGACCUUGCGAGGAUUGCUGCAAGCUGCCGGAGUUGGAGUUGUGAGCUGCAUCAUCCAAAGAGACGAAGGCAGGGGUCCAAUCCGCCACUGCUUUCACUGGUCUCAGGAGACGAAAUCAUAUGCAGAAGACCCGCUCUACCGUCACGUCGAGGCACCUCUCUCUGGUUUCCUUGAGCUGGACAACUUGAAGGAGCUUGGAACGAUGAAGUACUCACUGUCACGGGACAGGCAAUGGCAUCUUUACUCUGUCCAGGAGAAGAAGGGAAAGUCGACGGUGAAGCGCACGUUUCUACGGACUUUCGUGAGGCAAACAAAGACGCUGGACGAGGAUGGCACUUUUGAGAGCGUGAUCAAGGCGCUCCAAGGCGCUCUGGAAGAGCUGGAAGUCGCAGAAGGAAGAGCCGAGCACGUCCAUAUGUACCUUUGCGUGCUGAGGCCGCAGGGAGUGAGAAGCCUCGCCUCGUCAAUCGUGGUGUGGCUCGAGGCGCUGGUACACAAGAUCUACGCUGCUCUUGGAACACGCAUGUACCGCCUAGCCGUGCUUGCAUGGGAGCUCCGGAUGUCUUUGGGUGGCGAAGGCAUCUGGAGAGUGGUGGUGUCCAACGCUACUGGUUACACUUGCAAGGUUGAGAUCUACAGGGAGGUGCGCGAUCCUCUCACGAAGCAGACCGUCUAUAGCUCGCCGUUUCCAGGUUGUGAGGGGCCGCUCCAUGGAGUCCCGUUGUCCAAGCAGUGCAAGCCGCUGGAAGCUCUUGACUCUAGACGGCUGCUGGCCAGGAAGAACGGCACCACCUUUUGCUACGACUUCCCUCUGGUGUUCGAGGCUGCGCUCAAGCAGUGCUGGAAGGAGUCCGGGAUGGAGCUGCCCAAGGACACCACAGCGUUCUGCGCAACCGAGCUCGUGUUUCUUACGGCAAACCAGUCGUGGGACGCCACCCUGGUGGAGACGAACCGGCCCAGCGCCAGCAACGACAUUGGAAUGGUAGCGUGGCGUCUGGAGCUGUGCACUCCAGAGUACCCUCAGGGCCGCCACCUUGUCGUGGUUUCCAACGACGUAACGCAUGCCGCUGGCUCCUUCGGCCCCAAGGAGGACGCCUUCUUCAAGUGCGUCACGGACAUGGCGUGCCGGGAGAAGCUCCCUCUCGUCUACCUGGCCGCCAACUCGGGUGCCCGGAUCGACGUAGCCGAGGAAGUGAGGAGGAGCUUCCAGGUCGGGUGGCUGGACGACUCUCGCCCAGAGCACGGCUUCCACUACCUCUACCUCCGGCCGGACGACUACGCCAAGCUCGGCGCCUUCGUGAACGCUCACAAGCUGGAGGUGGCGGACGGACAUGUGCGCUGGGUGAUCGACGAUAUCAUCGGGCAGAAGGACGGGCUCGGCGUGGAGAACCUCUCGGGGAGCGGUGCCAUCGCCAGCGCCUACUCCAAGGCAUACAGGGAGACCUUCACCUUGACGUACGUCUCCGGCAAGACGGUUGGCAUCGGUGCCUACCUUGCUCGUCUGGGAAUGCGGUGCAUCCAGCGGUUGGACCAGCCGAUCAUCCUCACGGGCUACUCGGCGCUCAACAAGCUCCUGGGACGAGAAGUGUACAGCUCGCAAAUGCAGCUCGGGGGACCCAAGGUGAUGGCGACGAACGGCGUCACGCAUCUCACUGUGAGCGACGAUCUCGAAGGAGUGUCCGCCAUCCUCAACUGGCUGAGCUACGUCCCCAGCGUCAAAGGUGGCGGGCUUCCGUCUCGGCCCAGCGACGAUCCCCCGGACAGGACAGUGGCCUACGUCCCGGAGAACAGCUGCGAUCCUCGUGCCGCGGUGGCCGGAGUUUACAACUCCGAGGGUGGCGGCGGCUGGAUGGGCGGUAUCUUCGACAAAGGCAGCUUCACCGAGACGCUCGAGGGGUGGGCUCGGACGGUAGUGACAGGGCGUGCUCGGCUCGGGGGGAUACCAGUUGGGAUCAUCGCGGUGGAGACGCAGACGGUCAUGCAAGUGAUCCCUGCGGACCCCGGACAGCUCGACUCGCAGGAGAGAGUGGUGCCGCAAGCCGGACAGGUCUGGUUCCCGGACUCGGCCUCCAAGACGGCCCAAGCCAUGAUCGACUUCAACAACGAGGGGCUCCCGCUCUUCAUCCUGGCCAACUGGAGAGGCUUCUCGGGUGGCCAAAGAGAUCUCUUUGAGGGAGUUUUGCAAGCCGGAUCCACCAUCGUGGAGCACCUCCGCACGUACCAGCAACCGGUGUUCGUCUACGUGCCUCGGAAUGGCGAGCUUCGAGGCGGGGCCUGGGUGGUGGUGGACAGUAAGAUCAAUCCGGACCAAGUCGAGAUGUACGCCGACAGCACGGCUAGAGCCGGGGUGCUCGAGGCCGAGGGAGUAGCCGAGAUAAAGUUCCGGAGGGAGCAAAUCCUCGACUCCAUGAAGCGCUUGGAUCCAGUACUGCCACGACUCGAGGAUCCAGCAGCGGUGAGAGCUCGCCAGGACAGCCUGAUUCCAGUGUACAAGCAGAUCGCCCUCCGCUUCAUUGAUAUGCACGACACGGCCUUCCGGCUGGCCGCCAAAGGGAUCAUCCGGCGGGUGGUGAACUGGGAGUGCUCGAGGUCUUUCUUCUACAACAGGUUGGCGAGGAGGCUGGCCCAAGAAUCCGUGAUACAACGUGUGCUAGCGGCUGCUGGAAGCGAGUGUAGUCACCGGGACGCGCUGGAGCUGUUGAGGCAGUGGUUCUUGACGUGGAGCAGCAGCAGCACCGGCGAUGGGGAUGGUUGGGCCGACGAUACUCUGGUUGUGGAGUGGCUGGCCAGCAACGAGUCCAGGAUCCAACGGGAGCUCCAGCAGCUCAGAGUGCAGAAAGUUUCGAGGCAGAUGCUCAGUGAUUGUCAAAAUCGAAACGACGAUCUCGAGGUGCUGCCGCAAGUUAUACAGAACCUUGUUGAUAAGAUGGAUCCUGCUGCCAGGCAAGCACUCAAGGAGCAAAUUAAAGCAGCACUACUGUAAACUUACUGCUGUUGUCAUUCCUUUUCCAAGGCACGGAGGAGCUCAGCAAGGAUCCCACCUCCGUUCUGAUCACCUACGUGAAAUUGUUUGGUUCACAUUCAAAUAAAGAAAAAAUAACUUCA
Messenger RNA from Selaginella moellendorffii, 5144 nucleotides. RefSeq names its product acetyl-CoA carboxylase 1. Gene Ontology annotation, biological process: fatty acid biosynthetic process. The record is from RefSeq and is a predicted model, not a curated record. Gene Ontology annotation, molecular function: acetyl-CoA carboxylase activity; ATP binding. The transcript has 16 exons. NCBI's taxonomy places the organism in Eukaryota, Viridiplantae, Streptophyta, Lycopodiopsida, Selaginellales, Selaginellaceae.